UCAAAGACAGAUUAGCAAUGCUUUUUUUGUUCGGCACACAGCAUCGGAGUGCAGCGGUGCGUGUCAUUCUUGCCGUCUCACCCCCUUCCCUGAGAGGGCGAAUCCGUCAGUAAUGAGAGGUGCUGACGCCUUCGAGACAUACUACAGCAUUUUGGGGGUGGGAGGGACUGCGACCACCGAAGAAGUCUCGAAGGCAUACCGCAGGGUGUCUCUUUCUGUACACCCCGACAAGGGCGGAGACCCGGCGGCAUUUCGAAGACUCACCAAGGCCCACGACGUGCUACGGGAUCCUGCCUUGCGAGAGCGGUACGACAAGUACGGGGCCACUCUCGAGCCAUCCCCGGGCGAUCUCAUCGGCUCCGGCACCGUCGGACGACUCGUUCCGCUCUCGCUUUCCGCCACAGGGGGCGCCAUAUCUCAGUUCCUUUUCGUGGUGGGGGCCGUUAAUGCCUCGUUUUGGGGCGUGGGGUGUGCAGUUGCCGCGGGCGGCUCGUGGUUGAAGGCGAGGCGACUUGAGGGGGGGGCGGGGGAGAGAGCUAGUGCUCUGCCCGCGGUGGUGGGCGGGUUGGUCCUGGGUAACGCGGUGGGGUUCACGGUUGGAUUCGGGGCGCGCGGCACCGCGCGACUCUUGUUUGGGCGACCAAGAUCUUGACACAUGUCGAAAAUGCUAGGGUUGUCGUCGUUCCAGAAAUGUAGUAUCCGUACUUCAACGCGAUGAGCUCCGUGGGCGCUAAACGUCUGAAUCUAAGACUACGAGCCUCCGCCUACAUUCGACCGAGUUGUGUGUGGGUGCCAUCGUUGCUGAAGGGGCUUGCCUUGCAGCGUACACGUCAAGUUGCCUGGUGCUCGUGGCGGGGCCUACAAGCAUUGCACACGAGGUGCCUCUCUCAGCUUCUUUGAGAGAGCAGAACUUGCACCUCGCCCCCGCACGCCCGACCUCCACGUAAGGCAGCGCGUUUACGAGUGCCCUCGAAUGCAAUCACAGAUCCUUGUUCUUCAGAGAACCCCAUGGUGUGACCUGUGCAGAAUUCCGAAAGUUUCUCAUGAUACAGGCUUGCAACGUCCCUCUAAAGGGCAAGCACAUGGGAACCUGUACUUGCUCGAGGGAAGCCCACUGUGACAUCCAAGAGCGGAGAGACGCAGGGCAAACGAGGCGCUUCACAGCCUCAAUAAUAUUGCGGAAUGGGUGGUUGCCGCAUGAUCGGGCGACUUUGCCGAGCACAAGCUACGCUACCUCUGGUCUUCGCAGAGGGGAUCCUGAGUUGCGUUGACUUGGUCUUUUCGUUCGAAAUAUCUCGGUGUGACGGGCGGCUGUGAAGGGGUUGAGAAUGUUGUAUUUGUUGGGUUCCUUUUGUGGUCGGCACCCUUGUUGGGGCUGUGCUCUGAAGGAGCAAUGGGCGGGGUGGUCUGGA
Molecule: messenger RNA, 1412 nt
Organism: Ectocarpus sp. CCAP 1310/34
Lineage: Eukaryota; Phaeophyceae; Ectocarpales; Ectocarpaceae
Source: the annotation of a GenBank genome assembly